GAGGGAGAGGUAUCAGUCCAUUCACUACAGCCUGUGUUUGUGUUAUUAGCUCACUUGGAUCUGGGACUGGGUGAUUUUUUUUCUUCUUCUUUUCUCUCUCUUUUUGCACUGCGUAUGUUUGGUAGGCUGCACGUUUGGCUUUCAGGUAGAGGUGGGUGCACAAGAACCAGAGGAGCCCUGACGCUGCGCUGCAGGUCAGGUAGGACUGGACUCAACUGAUGGCUCUUCAAUUGUAAUCCACGCUGCCGUAACUGCGCGCUCCGUUUUGUAUUCUCCGUCGCGAUGUUCAAAACGGCCAAUUAUCCCACGGUGGAUCCUGCGCCCACCUUCAUGCACGGCACUUGGUUUGCCACGGGGUGCCGUGAAAACACGCCCGUGGCCGUGGAAAAACCUAAGAAAAAAGCGUUCAGCCUGGUCAAAAUCAUGUCUCUGAGCAACAAGAAAGGACACGACAAGCCCCCGCACCACAACAACAACAUGCCGUUCACCAUCCACUGUACCAUCGGCAAAGAAAUCAAGCACAUAUGCAGCAACUGCAGCCGAGGCAACGACACUCAAGACGCUGAAGAAGCAGAGCGUUUUGCCACCAUGCGCUCCGAGGCCAUGCUGACUGGCACCCACACGCCGCCCAUUCGCCGUCGGAGCAAGUUCGCCUCUCUGGGACGCCUCCUCAAGCCCUGGAAAUGGAGGAAGAAGAAGAGUGAGAAGUUCAAGCAGACCUCAGCCGCUUUGGAGAGGAAGAUGUCAAUGAGACAGAGUCGAGACGAGCUGAUCAAACGAGGAGUGCUUAAGGAGAUUUUUGAGAAAGCUACAGUGGAAUUCAGGUCGUCCAUGGAUGGCGGCAUGUGCACUCAGGAGCCCCCCCUCAAGUCGUCCAUGAUUAUGCCCGCUAAGAAGUCUGUCACGUUCCCUGGAGACCUGCAGGAACCUCCCGCCAAGCCCCUGCUGUACCACAAACAACCACCAGCUCUGCCACCCAAGCCCUUCACCAGGAUCCCCAACCAUAGCACAGAUUCUUGCCAGCUGAAGUUACCCAAUAAGCACUCUCCACCCUUACCCCCGAAGAAAGUGAUGAUCUGCGUGCCUCAGGGGUGCCAUGACUCCUCCCCCUCCCCCACACCCAACCCGCCGAGCACCCACUCCCAAAGGUGCACCCCCCCUCAGGUCUUAACCUCCCUCCACGGCCCACCCUUCCUGCCCUCUCAGCUCCUGGGGCUGUCGGCGCUACACCACCCGCUCCAGUUACAGUACGGCAGUCUGCACACGCCCAGUCGCAUCAUUGAGGAGCUCAAUAAAACCCUGGCGCUGUCCAUGCAGAGGUUUGAGAGCUCCGCCUUGCACAGCAGCAGCCAGUGUGCCCCUCUGGACCGGAGAGAAGUGCCCUCCGUCAUUAUCGACUAUGAGGAGGACAAGGAGAACCUGCCCAACGAGUCCGACUACGAGGACCUGCCCAGCAUGUACAAGGACGAGCACGGCGUGGACGAUGACGAGGAUGAUGAUGAAGAUGACGACUCCAUAUUUACAAGUUCUCUGGCUCAGAAGGUGCUGAGAAAAGACUCCCUGGCCAUCAAACUGAGUAACCGGCCAUCCAAACGUGAGCUGGAGGAGAAGAACAUCCUCCCCAUGCAAACAGACGAGGAGCGGCUGGAGUCCAGACAGCAGAUCGGCACCAAACUCACACGGCGCCUGAGCCAGAGACCAACGGCAGAAGAACUGGAGCAGAGGAACAUUCUCAAACCUCGCAAUGAACAGGAGGAGAUGGAGGAGAAGCGAGAAAUCAAGCGGCGAUUAACGCGAAAGCUGAGCCAGAGACCCACAGUGGAGGAGCUCAGACAGGCCAAAAUCCUCAUCCGCUUCAGUGACUAUGUGGAAGUGUCCGACGCCCAGGACUAUGACCGCAGAGCUGAUAAGCCCUGGACCAGACUCACAGCGGCUGACAAGGCUGCUAUUCGGAAGGAACUGAAUGACUUCAAGAGCAAUGAGAUGGAAGUGCACGAGUCAAGUCGCCAUUUAACCAGGUUUCACAGACCAUAGUAGACCACCACUGUCAGGAGUGGUGCCGGGUGGGCACUCUCCUUCACUGACGACCUCAAGUGCUGGACAGUAAAAUGGUGCCCGUUUCUACAAAAAGGCCAUGCGUUCUCAAAUGCCUUUUCAAGACCCCCACACCAUCACCACCAAGUCAUCCACUGUAGUAGCACAUAGAGACUCCAGCCAGUCCUUCACGCCAUGUUACUUGGUUGGAAAAUUCUCAACUUAAUCCAAAUGUCUAUGGACCCAGUUAUGUGGGGAUAGACUGUCAACGGACUCCCCAGGACUUUUUAAAUCUCUUCUUUGUUAUGCUGUCACUUUAGUUCCAUUCAUAUCCAAAAUGGAGAGUGGAUUUUUUUCAUGAGAUUAUUCUUUCUUGCACCUGCUGGGACUUUGAAAAAAGACUUAGAUAAAGGACUCAAUAGAACGAAUGGAAGGCGGGUCCAAAACAUUGAAAUCAUGUGCAAUAUUUUUCAGUGCUUUUAUUAGGCUUUAGCGCCCUCUGUAGUUCCCUAUGUGCCAUUACUCGCUGAUAUCUCUUCCCACAUAUGUGCAAUGAACAAGACAUUUCGACAUCUUUAAUUCCUAACUGUGAAUUUGAGAGUUUGGGCACUAUCUCAUUCUCUCUUUAUGUAAAUUUUGUGUAUAGUGACAAACGCUCAAGAAGUUAAAUGUGCAGCUGGUAGAUCUAGUCUUGACACCAGCUAAUGCAAGAAUAAUAAUUUUGUUUUAUAAAUGUCUUUUUAUGUUUUCUUUUUCAUAUAGGCACUUGAAACACAAAGGUUUUAAAUGUUUUCCCUUCACAAGCCCCAUCUCUUUUUGGAUUCAUGAUUUUUGAGAUGAAUUGUGAGAGCGGGCUCACUGCACUGUAAAACAAACCAUGUGCAUUGUACGAUACUUUUCUUUUAUACUCACAUAAGCUUUUGAGCAAGCAAUAUUCCUAGUGUGUAGAUGAGAAGGUUACAUUGCAGGUUGCCCCGUCCCCAUCACCACCACCACCAUGUUGACUGUCUUUCUACACUAUGUCUCACUUCAGGGUUUUCCUUUUUAAGAAUGCUUUAAUGAGAAUGACUGCCUUUUUAUUGUGAGUGCGGCAGAAUUUAAAAUGGAAUAUGAGCAGUUUAAAAGAGUAUUAACUGUUUUGAACUAUGUGGAUCCAAAAUCGUCUAAUGGUUACAUUCUUUGCACUGUUAGCAUUGUGGCUGUACAAUAGCCACAUCUUUUCAGUCAGGACCUGUGUGUACACUGUACAGUAAUUUUCUGACCACUUGUUUAAAGGUCCAACAGGAGUAUUCAUAACCCAUUUGCUUUCUGUAUGCACAACGUUUUAGUAUUUUUAUUGUCUUUAAUGUCUCAUUUUAAGAAAAGUGGUCAAAGAGCUGUUUUGUAAUAAUGUUAAGUCGGUUAUUUAUAGGAAUACACAGAUGACCUAAAUACAAUGCAUUUUCAAAUUACAGAAGAUUUCUGCAUUUUGAAGAUUAACUUGUUGAAGUGUCAUCUGAUUUAGGAAAACUAUUUUAUGAGGAUUUUCUUUUUCUUAAGAACCAGCUUUUGUGUGAUUUGAAUCACACAUCGUAUUUUAGACCAAUACAGUGAAGUACAAUAGGGGUGUAUGAAUGUAAACGAUACUGCAGUUCUCCCUUUUCAGCUAUAAGAGCACUGUACCACCAGAGCAUGAGGUUACCCAUCUGCUGGAAUCAGAGUUCAGCAAUAAUCUGUUUCCUUUCACACAGUCAUGGAAAAACUCGACUGAAAAAAUGUUUCUUUUUUCCAUUUUCAGUACACAUGUAAAGAUGCACCAUGACAAUAAAAUCAUUUCUGAUUGCA
Boleophthalmus pectinirostris (great blue-spotted mudskipper) is the source of this 3858-nucleotide messenger RNA. RefSeq names its product phosphatase and actin regulator 1-like. The transcript has 12 exons. NCBI's taxonomy places the organism in Eukaryota, Metazoa, Chordata, Actinopteri, Gobiiformes, Gobiidae. Gene Ontology annotation, molecular function: actin binding. The record is from RefSeq and is a predicted model, not a curated record. The coding region runs from base 283 to 2034 and encodes 583 amino acids. Gene Ontology annotation, biological process: cell motility; stress fiber assembly.